AUGACGAAUUGCAAGGCAGCUUCAACUCCUAUGUCAAGUACAGAUAAGUUGUCCAAGACUCAAGGAUCACCUCUCUCUGAAACUGCCAUUCUCAUGUAUAGAAGCACUGUUGGGGCACUUCAGUAUUUAACUCUCACAUCGCCAGAUAUCUCAUAUGCCGCAACCUUCUCACAUGGCCUCUUCAUUCGGAAGUCAAGCUCCAGGCUUCUCAGUGCCUUUUAUGAUGCUAAUUGGGCAGGAUGUCCUGAUAACCGUCGCUCAACUAGUGGUUUUGUAGUUUAUCUUGGUCCCAACUUGAUAUCAUGGAGUUCUAGGAAGCAACCAACAGUUUCUCGCUCAAGUACAGAAGUUGAGUACAAAGCACUUGCAAAUGCCAUGGCUGAAUUAGUAUAG
This is a messenger RNA of Dioscorea cayenensis subsp. rotundata (Guinea yam), 393 nucleotides long. RefSeq lists its product as uncharacterized. The transcript is spliced from 2 exons. Lineage: Eukaryota; Viridiplantae; Streptophyta; Magnoliopsida; Dioscoreales; Dioscoreaceae. Bases 1 to 393 code for a protein of 130 amino acids. The record is from RefSeq and is a predicted model, not a curated record.